Messenger RNA from Morone saxatilis (striped sea-bass), 1276 nucleotides. Its product is annotated as lipoma-preferred partner homolog. The coding region runs from base 155 to 1276 and encodes 373 amino acids. The record is from RefSeq and is a predicted model, not a curated record. Lineage: Eukaryota; Metazoa; Chordata; Actinopteri; Moronidae. The transcript is spliced from 7 exons.
UCUCUCUCUCUCUCACAACACACACACACACACAGAGGCAGUAGUACGUCACACAUCGGGAAUGCAGUGAGGAUCUGCUGCUGCUAAAGGCCUCAGGAUCCGUCACAAAAUGAGACUGAAAGGAAGAGGAGAGUCACUGUAAAAGGAGCCUGCCAUGUCCGGCCCCACUUGGCUUCCACCGAGGACUCUGGAUAGCCCAGAGCGAGCCGUCCCCCAGAUGUCCCACUCUGCUGGGUCAGCGAUCUACCGAGCCCCCAACAAGAAGGGGAUGCCUGACUUCCGGCCGAAGUACGGCCCCUAUGACCAGAACGGAGGAGGAGGAGGAGGAGGGAUGGCCAACAGGUACAUGGCUACUGGACCCACAGGUGGGCCCAUUCAUCAUUCCUCUAACGAUCACUAUUACCCUCCUCCCCACGGGCCCAAAGAAGACCGCAACUGGAGCCCCCACAUGGACAGCUACGAGCUGAUGCACCGCGGUCCUGAAAAGCCGGUGAGCUAUCACUCUAAAAUCGAUGCUGAUAUUGACUCCCUCACCAGUAUGCUCGCUGACCUGGACAGCCACCCACAGGACUCCAGCACACAACUGUACGACAACGUGCCUUACAACAAAUACCUCUCAGGGGAUCAUUACAAGCCUGCGCACCAGAACGCAGCCCCUCCUCAGGGUCGGCCAUCCAUGGGCUACCCCCCUCAUCCCCAGAGCCAAUACCACCCAGCGCCCCCUUACCCCAGCGAGCACCAGUCACCUCAGUACGCCACCUCCCACCAGCAGGACUACUACUCCUCCUCUUCAGCCCCUAAACCGUACCCCCAGCCCGUCCCAGCCUCCUACACCACAGCCUCCACUCCCACUGGACCCAGGUUCAGUGUCCAGGUGAAGACAGCACAGCCUGUCACCUACUCUCAGACGGGGAGACAGGCUGAACAGGCCUACACCCCACCCCCUCCUCGCCAGCACAUGUCACGCCCACCUCCCCAGACUCAGACAAGUCAGCAGGGCUGGUACCCUCCACAUCAGGCUCAGGAGAUGCACUCCGAGGUGGGGUACAAGGGGAACAGCUCAGGGUCUGGAGGAAGAGGUAAUCAGGUUCCGCUGUCCAAGAGAGGGAUGGAGAAUAACCAGACAGGGUCCGGGGCUGCACAGAGUCCUGCUUAUCAGUCCAGCAAGGUACAUCAUCACACAGUUACACAUCCUUUUCAUUGCGCAGACCAAAGUCACUCCUGGGUCACAUUUCAGGUCUUCAGACACCUUCAAACGGACAGAACCUGCCCUUAA